AUGAAGGCACUUAUUCUUGUUGGAGGUUUUGGUACUCGUCUUAGACCCCUCACGCUUACUCUUCCUAAGCCACUUGUCGAGUUUGCCAAUAAGCCCAUGAUCUUGCAUCAAAUCGAAAACUUGGCCAAGGCUGGUGUAACAGACAUCGUAUUAGCUGUCAAUUAUCGUCCUGAGAUCAUGGUGGCUGCCUUGAAGGAAUAUGAAAAGCAAUAUAAUGUCAAAAUUACAUUUUCUGUCGAGACAGAACCUCUUGGUACAGCAGGUCCACUUGCUUUAGCUAGAGAAAUCCUUGCCAAAGAUGAUUCACCCUUCUUUGUACUCAACAGUGACGUGAUUUGUGAUUAUCCUUUUGAACAAUUACGUGACUUCCACUUGGCACAUGGCGGUGAAGGUACAAUUGCUGUAACAAAGGUCGAUGAUCCUUCCAAGUAUGGUGUCGUCGUCAACCGUCCAAAUUCUUCAUUGAUUGAACGAUUCGUUGAAAAACCCAAGGAAUUUAUUUCCAACAAGAUUAAUGCUGGCAUGUACAUCUUGUCCCCUGCUGUUUUGGAUAGAAUUGAGCUGAGACCUACAUCGAUUGAAAAAGAAGUAUUUCCCUAUGUAGCUGAAGAAGGUCAACUUCACACAUUUGACCUCGAAGGCUUCUGGAUGGAUGUUGGACAACCCAAGGACUUCCUGACUGGCACCUGUCUAUACUUAUCUCAUUUGGCCAAGAAGCAACCCGAGUCUCUUGCGAACGGUCCAUACAUUCAUAAGGGCAACGUCAUGGUUCAUCCUACUGCAAAGAUCGGAAAGGAUUGUCGAAUUGGCCCGAACGUAGUCAUUGGUCCUAAUGUCGUCAUAGGCGAUGGCGUUCGUCUUCAACGCUGUGUUAUUUUGGAAGGCGUACAAGUCAAGGACUUUGCCUGGAUUAACUCAAGCAUUAUCGGAUGGCAUUCUUCUGUCGGACGCUGGUCACGUAUCGAAGGCUGCUCUGUCUUGGGUGAUGACGUUACAGUAAAUGAUGAAAUAUACAUUAACGGAGGUUCCAUCUUGCCUCAUAAGGGAAUCUCUUCCAACAUUACAGAACCUCAAAUUAUCAUGUAA
Rhizopus microsporus ATCC 52813 is the source of this 1086-nucleotide messenger RNA. RefSeq names its product nucleotide-diphospho-sugar transferase. Gene Ontology annotation, cellular component: cytoplasm. The record is from RefSeq and is a predicted model, not a curated record. NCBI's taxonomy places the organism in Eukaryota, Fungi, Mucoromycota, Mucoromycetes, Mucorales, Rhizopodaceae. Bases 1 to 1086 code for a protein of 361 amino acids. Gene Ontology annotation, molecular function: mannose-1-phosphate guanylyltransferase (GTP) activity; GTP binding. Gene Ontology annotation, biological process: cell wall mannoprotein biosynthetic process; GDP-mannose biosynthetic process. The transcript has 4 exons.